AUGUCGAUCACUCACAUUGUCAUGGUCCAAAUUAAAGCUGAGGUGAGCCCCGAAGUAAUCAAAGAUGUGUGCUCUCGGAUGCUUGCCUUGAAAGAUAAUUGUAUACACCCGACUUCCCAGAAGCCAUACAUCCAGGCCGUAUCGGGCGGGCAGGACAACUCGCCCGAAGGCAUCCAAAACGGCAUCACCCACGCUUUUGUGGUGCACUUUGCGAGUGCUGACGAUCGUGAUUACUAUGUGUCCAAGGAUCCAGCUCACCUGGCAUUUGUCAAAAGUCUGGAUGGCAUCAUCGAGAAGGCGCAGGUGGUUGAUUUCAUUGAUGGCGUUUAUUGA
Molecule: messenger RNA, 333 nt
Organism: Aspergillus luchuensis
Lineage: Eukaryota; Fungi; Ascomycota; Eurotiomycetes; Eurotiales; Aspergillaceae
Product: Dabb family protein
Exons: 3
Coding region: 1-333 (110 amino acids)
Source: RefSeq, a predicted model, not a curated record